Messenger RNA from Puccinia triticina, 1059 nucleotides. RefSeq lists its product as uncharacterized. The transcript is spliced from 10 exons. Gene Ontology annotation, cellular component: Elg1 RFC-like complex; nucleus; DNA replication factor C complex. Bases 1 to 1059 code for a protein of 352 amino acids. Gene Ontology annotation, molecular function: DNA clamp loader activity; ATP hydrolysis activity; DNA binding. NCBI's taxonomy places the organism in Eukaryota, Fungi, Basidiomycota, Pucciniomycetes, Pucciniales, Pucciniaceae. Gene Ontology annotation, biological process: DNA repair; DNA-templated DNA replication. The record is from RefSeq and is a predicted model, not a curated record.
AUGGACAAAGGAAAGGGAAAAGAAAAAGGAGAGCAGCCCGAGCUUGCGACGAACGAUGCAUCCAAGCCUGCUUCAAAGGAGCACCUGCCAUGGGUAGAAAAGUACAGGCCGAGCACGUUGGACGAUGUCGUGUCUCACCAAGACAUAAUCCAGACCAUUCAAAAGUUCAUUUCCGCCAACCAACUACCCCACCUUUUAUUUUAUGGACCGCCUGGAACGGGGAAAACGUCGACGAUCUUGGCCGUUGCCCGACAACUAUUCUCGACUCCGAUGAGUUUCAAAAAUAACAUCCUUGAAUUAAACGCCAGUGAUGACCGUGGGAUCGAUGUUGUGCGCGAACAGAUCAAGAACUUUGCAAGUGCCCGAAUGGUGUUCAGCUCUGGGUUCAAGUUGAUUAUCCUUGACGAAGCAGACCAGAUGACGCAAGCAGCCCAAUCUGCCCUCCGUAGAGUGAUCGAACAAUACACCAAAAAUGUCAGAUUCUGUAUUAUCUGCAACUAUGUCAACCGGAUCAAUCCCGCCAUCCAAUCUAGAUGCACCAGGUUCAGGUUCGGACCUCUCGAUCAUCCAGAAAUCGAACGUAGGAUUGCACACGUUGCUGACGCAGAGAGUGUCAAGAUCGCAGAUGAUGGACGCAAGGCUUUAUUAAACCUCUGCAAGGGCGAUAUGCGCCGUGUCCUUAAUGUCAUGCAGGCCUGCCAUUCGGGAUAUGGCAAAGUCGACGAGGAUGCAGUCUAUGAAUGUACUGGCAGUCCUCAUCCCAAACAAAUAGAGCAAAUUGUUGAAAGCAUGAUGAAUGAUGAAUUCCAAACCAGCUUUAAACGCAUUCAAGACAUCAAAAUUAACUAUGGUUUGGCUCUGCAAGAUAUCAUUUCGGGUAUAUACGAUUACCUGCGGACAAUAGUCUUCGAGAAAAAUGCGCAGAUUUACAUUCUUGACCAACUAUCGCAGAUCGAACAUCGAUUGUCAACCGGUGCGACUGAAAAGAUCCAACUAUCGAGCUUGUUGGGAAGUUUUAGAAUCGCUGUUGAGAUCACCUCGAAAUCCCAAACUGCUUGA